ACCAGUUCCAAUGUUGGUAGUCCAAGGCAGUAAUCUGAGAGAGAGAGAGUAGCGUUCGCUUACUGCCUACUCCUUAACCUACUAAAUCGCCGCCUCAUUCAUAUGCUUUUGAUUGUCAUCAACUCAGCCCAAUUCUCUUCUUCUUUUCUCAUCAAAAACACUAAAUUAUGAUUUCCUCUCUUCUAUUCCAUCUUUAAUCUUAUUAUUAUAAUACUACUAAUAAAAGAAAAUUAUAUUAUAUAUUCUUAGCAACCAAAGAGAGGUUGAGGGUGGACUUUUUAUUCCCAAAGUUUCAAUCUUUGUCUCAGUCCCAUACCUCUUCCCACUCUCUUCUAUUCUCUAUUUGGAACAGUUUAAUUUCUUCUCAACUUGCAAUGUUUUUUCCCUUACUCAAACUUCCACCUAUUAUUUCUCCUUAUAAUUAUUACUGCUAUAUAAUUCUUUAUUGAACACAACAAAUAAAAGGGUGCUCUAUUAUAAUUUAUAUCAGUUCCUGAUUUGGGUGAGCUGAGCUGCUAGAGGAGGAGUUUGAGUUUUUUUUUUUUUCUGUACAAAGAUUGAGUUUUUGAUAUGGGGGGUCUUUGUUCAAAGUCUGUGAAAGGUGACAAGGUGUUUGCUAAAUCAGAUGGACAUUCUGAUAACCAUAAAUCUGAUGGUAAGAACCACAAGUCCACCAACAUGCCUAGUGAUUUGACAAGUGCAGGGGAUCAUGGAGUGGACAAGAAAAAACAAGAAGCUGAUGCUGCUGCAGGGAAUGGUUCUGAUGAUUUCUAUGAUGGAAUCCCACGGUUUAAUGAUUCUUUUCCCCACAAGUCUAGGUCAGUAAAAUCAAGGCAUGCUGUGGCAAAGGUCUCAGAGGUGAGUUUACGCCUGGGCAGAGCUGGUAUUGACGUUUUGGACACUCUGGGGAGCAGUAUGACAAAUUUAAGUGCUGGUGGGUUUGUAUCUGGAGCUGUGACAAAGGGGAAUGAAAUUGGAAUUUUAGCAUUUGAGGUUGCAAACACUAUUGUCAAGGGUUUUAGUCUUAUGGAAUCUCUUUCAACAAAAAAUAUUAAGCAUUUAAAAGAAGAGGUGCUUCAAUUAGAGGCUGUGCAAGAUUUAGUAUCAAAGGAUACGGAUGAACUUCUAAAGAUUGUUGGUGCAGACAAAAGGGAUGAGUUGAAAGUCUUUUCUGAUGAGGUAAUUCGUUUUGGAAAUCGUUCAAAGGAUCCUCAGUGGCACAACUUGGACCGAUACUUUGAGAAAGUUAGUAGAGAACUUAAUUCUCAAAGACAAUCAAAGGAGGAGGCAGAAUUACUAAUGCAACAAUUGAUGACUAUGGUUCAGUUUACAGCUGAAUUAUACCAUGAGUUGCAUGCUUUGGAUAGAUUUGCACAAGAUUAUCAGCAUAAGCGUGAAGAGGAUGAUAAUUCAGGUGCAGCUCAAAGUGGUGAUGGCCUUUCAAUCUUGAGGGCAGAACUUAAAAGUCAAAAGAAGCAAGUUAAACAUUUGAAAAAAAAGUCACUCUGGUCCAGAAGUUUGGAGGAGAUUAUGGAGAAGCUUGUAGAGAUAGUCCAUUUUUUGCAUUUGGAGAUAAACAAUGCCUUUGGCACUGCAGAUGACCAUAAACCAUUAAUUCGAACCAUCAGCAAUCGCCAAAAAUUGGGUCCUGCAGGCCUUGCUUUACAUUAUGCUAAUAUAGUGCUCCAAAUUGAUACUCUUGUUGCCAGAUCCAGUUCUAUGCCUGCAAAUACAAGGGAUGCACUGUAUCAGAGCUUGCCUCCUAAUAUAAAAUUAGCCUUGCGUUCCAAAUUACCAAGCUUUCAUGUUGUAAAAGAGCUCACCAUAUCAGAUAUUAAACAAGAGAUGGAGAAAACAUUGCAUUGGCUGGUUCCGAUUGCUACAAACACGGCCAAAGCACAUCAUGGUUUUGGUUGGGUAGGGGAGUGGGCAAGCACUGGUUCUGAGCUGAAUAAGAAGACCAUGAAGGCUGAUGUGUUGCGGAUUGAAACGCUUCACCAUGCCGAUAAAGAUAAAGUAGAAAAUUAUAUUCUUGAACUUCUCCUAUGGCUUCACCGCUUGGCCGUCAAAAGUAAAGCUGGCAUCGAUACCGGAGAAACAAGGUCUACCUUAAAGUCCCAAGUUGGCACUGCCCUUCAAACUACAAAUCAACAAUCAACAAAAGCCUUAUCGCCAUUGUUAACAACUGACGAGCAGAAAAUGCUGCAAGAUGUUAGUAAUAAAAUUCGUAUAAGAAGGAUCAGUAAAAGCUUAGACUUUGACAGUGUGAUGGCAGAUAAUGACAGACUUACUAAGAGUAGCAGUUAUUCUUAUUCAUCAACAAGUAGAAGCAAGGAAUUAUCUUUUAAUAGAAUUUUGUCUAAGCUUCCUGUUAUUGAUUUUGGUAUUGACAAAAAGAGAGCAUUGGAUGUGAUUGACAGAUUAGACGUGGUCAGAUAAUUUGCAACUAUUCUUGAGUGCCUUUGAAAUGAAAGGGUAGUAGCAAGACAUGGACAGACGAAUGGGACUUCUUUGUGUAAAUAUACAAGCAUACAAAUGCUGCAAGUCUUGAGUGCCAAAUUUUGGCACCCUGGAUUCCUUUUGCUUCAUUAGAGUGCUUUGUUUUGGUGAUAUGCUGCUCCACAUCAUGAUGUAGAUAUGGAACCAAGGAAAUUGUUGAGGUGAUAAUCAUUCUUGCUUGUAUCAAUGUGAUUGAAGUGGCCACUCGCUAUUGGAGCGGAGUGGAUUCUGUUUUUUUGUUCUUGAGUGUAUAGACACUGAGGAUAUGGUACUUACGAUUGGUUUUUGUUACAUGUAUAAUUAUUGGUUUGGUUACCUUGCCUAUAUGCCUAUUGACACAGCCGAAAAUGGUAACUAUUUUUCUCAAAUGUU
This is a messenger RNA of Glycine soja, 2871 nucleotides long. RefSeq lists its product as uncharacterized. The coding region runs from base 571 to 2439 and encodes 622 amino acids. Gene Ontology annotation, biological process: positive regulation of growth. Lineage: Eukaryota; Viridiplantae; Streptophyta; Magnoliopsida; Fabales; Fabaceae. The record is from RefSeq and is a predicted model, not a curated record. The transcript has 12 exons.